AAGCCUUGUGAUUCAAGAGCGUCACUUUAUACUGGUGCUUUACGACUUUCCCGUACAAAUAAUAUGAAAAAGGAACCUCGAAAAUCUUUAAUUGCCAGUAAGGUAUCAUCAUCUGCUCGGGUGUUAUCAACUAUUCGAGAAUCAAGAAUUCCACCGAAACUAGAGCUACAAGUGAACAAACCCAAUAUUAGGCAAUCAUUUGCGCCCCAGAAUUCGACAAUGUGUGAAGCGUCGAAAGAUUUAUAUUUGAACAAGCAUAAUGUUAGGCAGUCAUUUGCAACUUCUGCAACUCCUGCUCCUUUACUGAUGACACCUGCUCGAAGAUACCCACCAUCGAUCGCCAGGCGUAUCACUACAUCUACAUUUUACAUGAGCAAAGGAAUAAAUGUAUUAGGCUCAAUUAAAGCGAAUCGCCUGACAAUGUUAUCAAAUUUGUCAACAUCGAAUCAUCGUCAGUCAACUAUACAGCAGAAAAAUUCUGAAAUAACAUCCGAUUCUUUGUUGGAACCAAUGAGAAAUUUAAAGCCUUUGAUAAAUAACGUAACUACAUCACAACCGCUUGGUCUCUUUAACAAUAAUACAUCACCACAGAAUAUAAUUAAACCUGUAAAGAAAGAAACCACACCACCAAAUGUUAAUAAGUGUGAUUCUCGAUUGGACGUGAUGAUCCCAAUUCAAAAAAAUCAAGAGGAAUGCAUAAUCAACGUUGAUAACAAAUCUUCAUCUAGUUUUGAUAACAACUGCGAUGAUUUUUUUGGUAUUAAAGAUGCAGGAACGAGUAAUAUCGCCACAUCUUCAAAAAUGGAUGAAGUCCUUGAAUUAGCUGCAUCGAUUCCUUUACCGCCAAGUCCAGUUUCGAAUAAUGAAGCAUUGAAUGUAGACAAGCAACAAAAGCGUGAGGAUGAUAAAGAAUUUCCGAACGACAAUCAUCUCCCAACAGUUGAAGAAUUUCGUUUAUUUGAAGAAUUAGAAAAACUUGAAAAGCGACUAGAACAAGAAAUCUCUGAA
Molecule: messenger RNA, 1008 nt
Organism: Racocetra fulgida
Lineage: Eukaryota; Fungi; Glomeromycota; Glomeromycetes; Diversisporales; Gigasporaceae
Source: the annotation of a GenBank genome assembly